Juglans regia (Persian walnut) is the source of this 3419-nucleotide messenger RNA. RefSeq lists its product as uncharacterized. The coding region runs from base 101 to 3253 and encodes 1050 amino acids. The record is from RefSeq and is a predicted model, not a curated record. The transcript has 24 exons. Gene Ontology annotation, biological process: regulation of exocytosis. Gene Ontology annotation, cellular component: cytoplasm; plasma membrane. Gene Ontology annotation, molecular function: myosin II binding; syntaxin binding; GTPase activator activity. Lineage: Eukaryota; Viridiplantae; Streptophyta; Magnoliopsida; Fagales; Juglandaceae.
CGGUUUCUUCACAGUCGCGUGUUUCUUUCUAUUCGUUGUAUUCGUCGUUCUUGGGCACUUUGAAUUUCAUCUGGGCUGUUUAUUCUUAGAUCAUCAUCCAAUGUUUGUCAAGAAGCUUGUCGAGAAGGCUGCAAAGAAGCCUGGAGGAAAUUCAGAUGGCGUGAAAUCGAGUGAGGUAGACCCACGAGUAGUGUUCCAUUAUGGGAUCCCAUCGGGGUCUACUAUGUUCGCUUAUGACUCCAUUCAGAAGAUACUUGCAAUUUCUACCAUGGAUGGCCGAACUAAAUUAUUUGGAAGGGAUAACACUCAAGCUUUACUCGAAUCAGAGGAGAUGGUCCCAAGCAAAUUUUUACAGUUCGUGGGGAACAAAGGCAUCCUUUUAAACGUGACUUCCAAGAAUCUCCUCGAGGUUUGGGACAUAGACCAGAAGCUGUUAUCUCAUGUGCACGUUUUUAAGGAAGAUAUUACCUCCUUCACAGUAAUGCGGCAUAGUCUCUACAUGUACGCUGGAGAUUCUGGUGGUAAUAUUUCGGUUUUGAAGCUUCAUGAAGAACCAUUUCUUAUAGAAAAGAUGAAAUACACAAUACCUCUCUCAGCUUCACAUGGCGAUCUAACUGAAGGAUCUGGCGAUACUGCUGUGCUGCAUAUUUUACCUCAACCAACGGCUGAAAGUAAGAGGGUUCUUAUAAUAUUUAGAGAUGGCGUAAUUACAUUAUGGGAAAUUCAAGAAAGCAAAUCCAUUUUCACCACAGGUGGAAAUAUGUCGCAGUCACUAUAUCAAGAAGCAAAGAAAGUGACCUCUGCAUGCUGGGCAUGCCCUUUUGGAAGUAAAGUUGUUGUUGGGUACAGCAACGGAGAGAUUUUCAUCUGGAGUAUUCCUUCUAUUGCAAAUACUGAAUUAGCAUCAAGCCAGGGUUCUCAAAAUGGCCCUAUAUGUAAACUGAAUCUAGGUUAUAAGAUGGACAAAAUUCCCAUAGCAUCAUUAAAAUGGGCUUAUGCAGAUGGGAAAGCAAGUCGACUUUAUGUUAUGGGUGCCAGUAACUCUGCAUCAACAAACUUGUUGCAGGCUGUACUGUUGAAUGAGAAUACUGAAUCUCGCACGAUUAAGCUGGGACUUCAUUUGUCAGAGUCUUGUAUUGACAUGGAGAUCGUUUCAAGCAGUGAGCAAAGCAAGCAUAAACAAGAUUCUUUCCUCUUGCUAGGAAAAUCAGGACAUGUUUAUGCUUAUGAUGAUUGUUUAAUAGAAAAAUAUCUUCUACAAUGUCAAUCUAGGUCCCCACCCUCACUUCCAAAGGAGGUCAAAUUGAAGAUGCCAUUUGCCGAUUCAAGCAUCACAAUAGCAAAACUUAUUACAGAUGACACCUGUUUGCUUAGACCUGCAGAUGAGGAUUAUGUUCAAAUGGCAAGAAAUAUUCCACCACUUCUCCCCUCCGAGACAAAACAGAAAGAUGGAGGUCCCUUUAAUUCAGCCCAUUUCAGUGGAUUUUCCAAAGUUAAAAACUUGUACAUUACUGGACAUAGUGAUGGCGCUAUGAAUUUCUGGGAUGUAUCAUGUCCCUUUCUUCUCCCAAUUUUAUCGUUGAAGCAACAGAGUGAGGAUGAUUUUUCAUUAAGUGGUAUAGCACUGACAGCAUUGUAUUUUGAUGGCCAGUCUCGGCUCCUUGUUUCUGGAGAUCAGAGUGGAAUGGUCCGCAUCUUUCAAUUUAAACCCGAGCCAUAUGCCGCAGAAAACAGUUUCAUGUCGUUCUCAGGAAGUACAAAGAAAGGAAACAAUCACAUCAUCCAGAGUGUUAAACUUAUAAAGAUUAAUGGCUCGGUGCUUUCUAUGAACAUGAGCCACAGUUCAAGACAUCUUGCUGUUGGGUCUGAUCAAGGACUUGUUUCAGUAAUUGAUAUAGAAGCAACCACUCUAUUAUAUCAAAACCAUAUUGCAAGUGAAAUUAGUGCUGGUGUCAUCGCUCUCCAAUUCCAAACCUGCAGUUUACACAGUUUUGAGAAGAAAGUUUUAGUUGUUGCAACAAAGGAUUCAUCUGUCUUGGCACUUGAUAGUGAUACUGGAAAUACACUGAGCACUGCCAGUGUUCAUCCUAAGAAACCUUCUAAAGCUCUGUUCAUGCAGAUCUUGGAUAGGCAGGAUAUCUUAGCUCAAAGCUCUAAUAUAUCAAGUGGUCAAGAUCUUAGUAAAGGAAAUGCCUUGGAGGAUUCCAUACCAAAGCAGUUACUAUUGAUAUGUUCUGAGAAAGCUGUUUAUGUCUAUUCUUUAACACAUGUCAUUCAGGGAGUUAAGAAGGUGCACUACAAGAAAAAGUUUCAAACCUCUUCUUGUUGCUGGGCUUCAACAUUUUACACAGUCUCUGAUGCUGGGCUUAUACUCCUUUUUACUAAUGGAAAAAUUCAAAUAAGAUCCUUGCCAGAACUCUCUCUGAUAAAGGAGACUUCAAUUAGAGGUUUCAGUUAUUCUUCGUCAAGACCAAAUUCGUUGCCUGACAUUUCAAUUUGUGCUUCAUAUCAAGGAGAACUUAUUAUGGUGAAUGGUGAUCAGGAAAUAUUUGUUGUCUCAGUUUUAUUCCAGAGGACAAUCUUUAGGCUUUUGGACACUGUCAGCCACAUUUACAGGAAAGAUUUGAAGCUUUCACAAGAAGAGCUUCUUGGCCGACCCACCACCUCCAAGGAAAAGAAAAAGGGUAUAUUUAGCUCUGUCAUUAAAGAUAUUACAGGCAGUAAAGCAAAGCAUGUACCUGAUGUGGAAACAGAAGUUACUAGAGCAAGCAUCGAAGAUCUUGAAAUCAUCUUUUCAACUGCUAACUUUCUAAGUGAUACUGGGGAUGGAGAUAACAUGGCCAUCGAUGAGGAUGAGAUUGACAUAGAUAUAGAUGACAUCGACCUUGAGGAUCUUGGAGAAAAACCUAAAGAACAGAACAUGUUGGCAGCUAUUAAUAAGCAGAAACUUGCAAGCAAGCUACAGGCUUUAAAAGGAAAGUUUAACAAGAUGAAAGUCAAGAACCAGAAGAGUUCCAGCAAGGAAGAGCAACCAGAAGAGAAGGCUGGUGCUGUUGAUCAAAUUAAGAAGAAAUAUGGGUUUUCUUUGUCUGGUGAACCUAGUGCUGCUAAAAUGGCAGAAAGCAAGCUGCACGAGAAUUACAAGAGGUUGCAGGGAACCAACUUGAGAGCUACAGAGAUGCAAGACACAGCAAAGUCAUUCUCUUCUAUGGCAGAACAAGUGCUGCGUGAACAGCAAAGACGAAGCUCGUAAGCCCCGAUGUUUCUGCUUAUUCAAUUCUUUAGCACAUAUAUUCAUUUCCAUAUAGGGUGAAUUGUUGCUGUGCAACAAAGUUUGUAUGGUAUGGUGUAAUUCAUACGGACUUGUAAAGAAAUCUUCUGGUUUAUAGAAUCGAUAGAGAUAUGUAUUUUUACUGUUC